Molecule: messenger RNA, 762 nt
Organism: Urocitellus parryii (Arctic ground squirrel)
Lineage: Eukaryota; Metazoa; Chordata; Mammalia; Rodentia; Sciuridae
Source: RefSeq, a predicted model, not a curated record
GUGCUGUCCCUGUAUGCCUCUGGCCGUACCACUGGCAUUGUGAUGGACUCCGGUGAUGGGGUCACCCACACAGUGCCCAUCUACGAGGGGUAUGCCCUUCCCCACGCCAUCCUGYGUCUGGACCUGGCUGGCYGGGACCUGACAGACUACCUCAUGAAGAUCCUGACUGAGCGUGGCUACAGCUUCACCACCACAGCCGAGCGGGAAAUCGUGCGUGACAUCAAGGAGAAGCUGUGCUACGUUGCCCUGGACUUCGAGCAGGAGAUGGCCACUGCAGCCUCUAGCUCCUCCCUGGAGAAGAGCUACGAGCUGCCUGAUGGUCAGGUGAUCACCAUUGGCAAUGAGCGAUUCCGCUGCCCUGAGGCACUCUUCCAGCCUUCUUUCCUGGGCAUGGAAUCCUGUGGCAUCCAUGAAACUACUUUCAAUUCCAUCAUGAAGUGUGACGUUGACAUUCGCAAGGACCUCUAUGCCAACACAGUGCUGUCUGGUGGCACCACCAUGUACCCAGGCAUUGCUGACAGGAUGCAGAAGGAGAUUACAGCCCUGGCACCCAGCACAAUGAAGAUCAAGAUCAUCGCUCCCCCUGAGCGCAAGUACUCUGUGUGGAUUGGCGGCUCCAUCCUGGCCUCUCUGUCCACCUUCCAGCAGAUGUGGAUCAGCAAGCAGGAGUACGACGAAUCUGGCCCCUCCAUUGUCCACCGUAAAUGCUUCUAGGCGGACUGUUACUUAGCUGCGUUACACCCUUUCUUGACAAAACCUAAC